AGUUUAGUACUGUAGAACAAUAAAUAAUGUCAAGAGUAGGAGUAUUAGCUUUAGGACCAGCCGGGGUUGGGAAAUCGACAUUUUGUAAUGCUAUAAUAUCGCAUAUGCAAUCGAUAGGACGUCGAGCACAUAUUGUAAAUCUAGACCCAGCUGCAGAAGCUACCGAAUAUGAAUUCACUAUUGAUAUAAGAGAUUUAAUAUCACUACAAGAUGUUAUGGAAGAAAUGGAUUUAGGACCUAAUGGAGGAUUAGUAUAUUGUUUUGAAUUCUUAUUAAAUAACCUUGAUUGGUUAGAUGAAGAGAUUGGAGAUUAUAAUGAUGAGUAUUUAAUUUUUGAUUGUCCUGGACAAAUUGAAUUAUAUACUCAUAUACCUGUUUUACCCACCAUAGUUAGACAUUUACAACAAAGUUUAAAUUUCAAUCUCUGUGCUACAUAUUUAUUAGAAGCUCCAUUCAUAAUAGAUACUUCUAAAUUUUUUUCAGGAGCUUUGAGUGCCAUGUCAGCUAUGAUUCUUCUUGAAUUACCUCAUAUUAAUAUCUUAUCAAAAAUAGAUUUAGUUAAAGAUGAAUUUAGUAGAAAACAAUUAAAGAGAUUCUUAAAUCCAGAUCCAUUAGUAUUAGCUCAACAAGAUGAUGAUUAUAAUCCUAAAUUUGCUAGAUUAAAUAAAUUAAUUGCUAAUUUAGUUGAUGAUUUCGGUAUGGUACAAUUCUUACCAUUAGAUUGUCGUAAAGAAAGUGAUUCUGUCGCUACUAUUUUAAGUUAUAUUGAUGAUGUGACUCAAUGGAGUGAAAGUCAAGAACCUAAAGAACCUAAAGAUGAAUUUGAAAUUGAAGAUGACAAUGAUAAUUAAAUAAUUAUAGAUAAAUAGAUAUUUCCUGUAUAUUACCUACCCUUUUCGGGCUCAAUUGCCCUCAAUACAAAAUUUUUUCGAACCAUAAAUGAAAAUAACAUGGUGAAUAUUAUGAUAAACAAAGU
Messenger RNA from Scheffersomyces amazonensis, 976 nucleotides. Its product is annotated as putative signal sequence-binding GTPase. NCBI's taxonomy places the organism in Eukaryota, Fungi, Ascomycota, Pichiomycetes, Serinales, Debaryomycetaceae. The transcript has a single exon. Bases 27 to 851 code for a protein of 274 amino acids. Gene Ontology annotation, molecular function: GTPase activity. The record is from RefSeq and is a predicted model, not a curated record.